Messenger RNA from Triticum turgidum subsp. durum (durum wheat), 1752 nucleotides. Lineage: Eukaryota; Viridiplantae; Streptophyta; Magnoliopsida; Poales; Poaceae. The record is from the annotation of a GenBank genome assembly.
AUGGCGCCGGAGACGAGGAGCGGGAGGGCGAGGGAGCCGCGCGCAUCGGAGACCGCGUCGCCGCCGCUGCCGCCGCCGCAGCGCCCUCGGCUCACGCGCGCCGGAAGCCGGGGGGAUGCGCCGACCCGUGGCCGCUCCGGCCAGGUUAAUAAGGAUGUCGAGAGCAGAUUACCAGAUUUGGCAAGUUCGGUACAAAAUGAUGUUGUGCAGUUAAAGGCAGCGACCGGAAAGGACGAGGGAGGCACGCCCAUCCAAGAUCCUGUUGUCGUCGUUCCGCGGAUGACGAGAAGGAGGGCGAGGGAGGCAUGCCCGUCAGAGACCGCGUUGCCAUCGUUGCAGCGCACUCGACUCACACGCGGCGGAACCAGGGGGGAGGCCCUGACCAGUGGCCGCUCCGAUAUGUCUGGAAACGACUCCGCCGCAGCCUCUUCUUCACGGACGAUAAGCGCGAGCGAUGAGGCUGUAGAACCAUCCACUGUUUAUGAUGAGUCUGGCACCGCCACAAAUCCUGAAGAUGCGACCGAUCGCGACGAAGGGACCGGCCAAGGGGACCAGGCAGCUGGACAACCUAAAAAGCAACGGAAACCUAGGCGCCGAAACAUGCUUGGCACCGAUAGGAUUGUUAUCAACCGAGUGUCUGAGGUGGGUCUACCUCUUAGUCCCAAGAAGGCCGAACAAGGUUACAGUAAUGGCCUAGGCUGCAUCCUUCGCGAAACCGUGAGCAUUAAUGAAACCAAUCUCCGGUCGAAAGCCAACGAGAAUUUGCGAGCACUCCUCAUAUCGAAGUUGCACACUCAUUACAAGUUCCCGGAUGAGUCCCUAGACGAGACCACUCCGGUAAAUAACACAGCCCUCUGCAAGUGGACCAAGCUUUUGAGUACAUGGAAAUCCAAAGCCAAAAGUGAAUACCUUGAGAAAGAUUACGAAACCGAGAUAAAAAAGAAGUGGCCUUCGGUUUCUGAGGAGGACUGGAACCUGUUCAAGCAGCACUGCGAGACCCCUGAAGUCAAGGAGAUGGAAAAAUGGGGGAAGGAAAUGCGGGCAAGGAACAUUGGUAACCACACCCUUGGAAGCCGUGGUUACCCAGGGAAGAAGCCGAAGUGGGACAAGCAGGACGCUGAGUUUGCUGCAGCAGGCAUACCAAACCCCUUCAAGGAAUUUGAAAACCCGCGUGAAAAUGAUUACAUCAGGGGCCGGUGCAAAUAUGAUGAAGCGACUAAGACAUGGGUCUUGGACGAGAAAACGGCGAAAGUCAAGGAACUCCUGAGGCAGUAUCAUGUCGAAUCUCAAAGCUCCCAGGAGUCAGAGUCCUCGGCAAGGUGGGACGACCCUCUGAACAGGUCGAUCAACGUGGUGCUCGGCAAGGACCCGAAAACGAGGCCGGCUUAUGGUCGUGUGAACGGCGUCGGGCUCAACGAAAAAUGGGACAGGCAUUAUCCCGAAGACCGCGAGCUUGCAAGGCAGAGAAGGAGAGCCGGCCGAGCUAGUUUCGAAUCCAGAUUGGCUGGAAUGAGAGAAGAACUUAAAGAAGAAAUGAGAGAGGAAGUCGAGGUGAAAGCCAAAGCCAUGGCGACAGCCCAAGUCAUGGAAAUGUGGCCUGAUCUAAUUGAGGCCGUCAAGCAAAGUUUAGCAUCGGGGCAAACAGCACCACCAUCAUCCACUGUCACGUUGGCGCCGGCCAAUGUCAUUUUGGAGAAAGAGCCGCAUCCUGGUGCACAUCAUAGCAGCCACUCUGUCCCUUUCAUGGGCUAG